This is a messenger RNA of Cryphonectria parasitica EP155, 339 nucleotides long. RefSeq lists its product as uncharacterized. The transcript has 2 exons. NCBI's taxonomy places the organism in Eukaryota, Fungi, Ascomycota, Sordariomycetes, Diaporthales, Cryphonectriaceae. The record is from RefSeq and is a predicted model, not a curated record. Bases 1 to 339 code for a protein of 112 amino acids.
AUGUCUUCAGCCAAGCCAGCAAGCGACGUCCAGAACGAGGACAACGCCACCCCGACCUACAAGGACCAGCUAGACGGGGCCGCCCACAAGGUCAAGUUCCCCGACCAGGGAAACAGCAGUGAAGGCGGGGGCGUGGUGGACCAGGUUGUCGAGAAAGUUUCGCAAUACGUUCCAGCAGCCGCCAAGGUUCUGGGCAAACAAGAGGGUGAAUCUGCCACGUCGGAGGCUGAGGCCAAAGUCCCCGGCCCACCAGAGCGGCCUGUUCAUGAUGUGCAGAUCGAGGAAUUUGUGAGAGAUCAGCACCGCAGCCAGAACGGAGAUGGGAUGUACGUGGACUAG